CUUAAGGCUACAGAGCACCUGGAUUCCUCAGGACCGGCAGGCAUGCUUUGGCGUUCCUGAGCACAGGCCACGCUUGCCCUCCCCCCCAAAGCCUGGUUUUCUGCUCUGGUCUUGUGGGUUCGUACCCCAUCAGGGUGGGACUGGUCAGGAUGAGUAGCAGUGGGAUAGUCCUGAGCGGCCCGCUUUCUGAGGAAAGUACAGCAUUCACCCCUCUGAAGCCCGUGGUGAUGUCUAGAGAAACACUUGAAGAUCCGUCUGUCUUUGAGGACAUCAAGCCACCUGUGCGGAUGCUGGAGACCCCCCAGGAUUUGGCCCAGGCCCGUUUGGAGAUGGACAAGUACCUCUCGGGGCACUCUCUCCCAGUGCCCGCUUUGCCGGACAAGAAGUACCGCCGGGAGAGUGCCUCGGUGGUGGAUGAGUAUUUCUCCACAGAAAAGCCCUCUCCGUAUAGCGUGAAUAUCAACGUGAUCCUGCCAGACACCACCCACCUGCGGACGGGCCUCUACCGCCCGGCCAAGCCUUUGGCCUCGUUCCCUGUGGUCAAGAUGGAGCCGGGCACCUGCUUUGCCCAACCCUGCUCUUCCUCCUCUUCCUCUUCCUCCUCUGCAGCCACUCAGGCCUUGCCGGACUUCACCAGCGUCUUCAGCCUGCCCCAGUCGGUGUCCGCAAGUGGCAUCUUCGUCAAGCAAGAGGCACCUUCUGAAAUCCCGCUCUCGUUGUACCAGUUGCCCAUUGGCACCGGAGGCAGCACAGGGGAGAUGACCACCAUGGCCCACUCCACCUGCGGCACCACCGCCAUCAGUGCCAUCCACGGUGUGGCCAUGUCCACUGGCUCUGACUCCACUUUGGCCACUCGGCAUGCUGCCAAGCCCUUCCCACUCGCCUCUCCAAGCAGUUUCGGCCUCCUUGGUGAAUACUACCCCACGCCAAGCGUCCACUUGCCCCCAUCGCCCCCCAACUCCCAGCCCGGGAGCCCCGAAAACCAGCCGGAGCUGAUCAAUGCCCUCUCACCUCCACCGCCCUAUGAAUGCACCUUCGGGCUCAGGGUCCCUGCGCUCAACAACAGCCUCGGGACCCUUUCCCAGGGCCAUGCCGUGCUGCAGACUCCCAAAUACAACCGGAGGAACAACCCCGAGCUGGAGAAGAGGAGGAUCCACCAUUGUGACUAUCCAGGUUGCCCAAAGGUUUACACCAAAAGUUCUCACCUGAAAGCGCACCAGAGGACCCACACCGGUGAGAAGCCCUACAAAUGCACCUGGGAGGGCUGCGACUGGCGCUUUGCCCGCUCAGAUGAACUCACCCGGCACUACCGCAAGCACACUGGGGCCAAGCCCUUCAAGUGCCUGGCCUGCGGGCGCUGCUUCUCCCGCUCGGACCACCUGGCCCUCCACAUGAAGCGGCACCAGAACUGAACCCCUUCCUCCACCUCCGGCCUCCUUCCUUCCCUCCCUCUUCCUUUUACCUCGGCUUUGGACACAGGAACCCAGCAGUGACAUUGCGAUCAAAGGCCACUACACUCCUGGCACCCAGCUGAUGCCACAGGACGUUCUGGGUGGGAUUGUUGCUCCCAGGAAUGAACAGAACAACAGGUGGGAAGCUUCCACCUCUCCUGGACUCUGGAGGAACGUGCUAUUUAUUUCUGCCUCUCUUGACUUUCUGCAUUCGGAGAGGAUUUGAUACUCUCCUCUGCAUCACCUUGUGCUCUUAAUAAUCCUGUGGGAAUUUGGUGGCCAUGCCUUGGCCUGAAAUGCCGUCAGUGCCAAAAGCAAGACACUCCCAAGGUGUCAUUUUUUUGUAGGGAUCCAUAUAAUUCUUAUUGCCAGAGGCAUGUAAACAGCAUUCCAGUGAAGGCCUUACCUUUGGAUUCUCAUUUCUUUCUAUGAACCACCGAGGGAAAGAGUGUUGCAGAAAACCCCGAUGCUGUGCCUGCAGCAUACAACCCCGGGAUGCACUGAGAUCCCUCGCCUGUUUUCUCUGUUGCUGGACCAAGAGAUGGAUUUUAAAGCUUCUGUAGAAACAACUCAUGAUCAGGAUUGAAUACAACACAACAAUGUCUUUGUGGGGUGCUUUCCUCACCGCCUCGGGUUGAAAGACUCAAUUGAACUGGAUGAUACUUUCUCUCCUCUUCAACUUGAGCUUUGGAAAUAUACUUGCUCUUUGCUUUGGACUUUUUAGGGAGGUGGAAGACUGGAUGGGCAUGGGGCAUUUUCCUCGCCCUUUUUCCUUGGUUUUGACAAAGGGCUGCAUGUCCAGCUUUGCACAUGAAACCAUGCUGCAACGAUUGUACAUUAUGACUGUCGCUUUGUCCCCUUAAAUCCUUCCAGACUUAUGGUGACCCAAAAGUGGACCUUCCAGGGGGGUUUCUUGCCCAGAUUUGUUCAGCAAAACCCAAACAAAGGGAGGCCCAACGCUGAGUGCUGCAUGCCUCCCUUUGCCACGUGCCUAUUGCCUUGCAUGCAUUCAUAAUACAAUGCCUUCAUGAAACAAAUGGGGUUUUGGGGCAGACAUGUCUCCCGUUUGUAGCCAUUAAAGCAGUAAUUCUCAACAUGUGGUCCCCAGAUGUUUUGGCCUUAAACUCCCAGAAACCCUAACAGCUGGUAAACUGGCUGGGAUUUCUGGGAGUUGUGGACCAAAACACCUGGGGACCCACAGGUUGAGAACUACUGCCUUAGAGUAAGUACUGGAUUCAUUGGGAAGAGAUGGAUACAUGAGAAUGCAGGAACAUCAAUCAGAGGGAUGGUGCCUUUUGUGCCAAAUCUUCUCUCUGCCUCUCCUAUUCUGUGCCAAAUUGCAUCCCUCCCAUGAGAGGAAAAAUACACAUUUUCUAUGUAUGAAGAGCAUGGAUUCGGUGGGAGAGCCAUGCAAAAGGCCAGUCACAGUGGGCUCUGCAAUGAGCAAUCUCACGAUGUUUUUCUCAUUGUACAAAGACUGCAAUUCAGGGUGUGUUCUGUGCAAAGUGUUGGUGUUGUGCAGAGAAAGAAGUGUGCAGUUUUCUGGGUGAAAAAGAAUACUUUUAUGCACAAUUUCUCCUUUCCAUAUCACUUUGUGCAUGCUCCAUGCAGUCAUGCCGGCCACAUGACCUUGGAGGUGUCUACGGACAAUGCCGGCUCUUUGGCUUAGAAAUGGAGAUGAGCACCAACCCCCAGUCAGACAUGACUGGACUUAACGUCAGGGGAAAACCUUUACCUUACCUUGUGCAAAGAAAAUACUAUCUCCUUUGCCAAAAUAUCAGAUUCCAAGAGUAUGAUAGGGCCCCUGGUGGCACAGUGCGUUAAAGCGCUGAGCUGCUGAACUUGUGGACUAAAAGGUCCCGGGUUCAAAUCCCAGAAGCGGAAUGAGCGCCCGCUGUUAGCUCCAGCUCCUGCCAACCUAGCAGUUCAAAAACAUGCCAAUGUGAGUAGAUUAAUAGGUACCACUCCGGCGGGAAGGUAAUGGCACUCCAUGCAGUCAUGCCGGCCACAUGACCUUGGAGGUAUCUACGGACAAAGCCGGCUCUUCGGCUUAGAAAUGAAGAUGACCACCAACCCCCAGAGACGGUUACGACUGGUCUUAACGUCAGGGGAAACCUUUACCUUUACCCCACACCUCUUUCAAUUAUUUUACUUUUCUUUUCGCCAAAAUGAAAGCAGACUCUUUGCAAGUGAAAGGAUCAAACAUUCGUGGCCCUCUGCCCAUCAUUCCCUGUUCAAAAUGCUACAGCGGACACAACCAAGGGCUUCUUAGUUCACCCCGAAAGGGUGGGCCUUUGUAUAUAGAACUGUACAGAAUUUUGUAUAUGCAAACCAGGAGGGAUCAAGAGUCCUAUGGGUAGUCUAUGUGUGCGAAUGUGCAUUUUGCAAUGCAGGUGUGUAUUUUGCAAUUUAGACGGAUUUAAGUACGUUGGCGUUUUGUAACAGGACUCUGAGGAUAACAGGAGGGUAGCAUUCCUCCUUCCAAAGACUGAGGCCCAUUUUAACACAGCAGCCUGUCUUCCAAAUGCUUCCUCUUGGUUGUGCCCAAAUGGCGAGCUUUUGGUCCCCAAUAGUUGCCAUAUAAGGAGAUAUAGAUCUAAAUGUAUAUGUGUGUAUUUCUAUGUAUGUAUAUCAGGCAUGGUCAAACUUGGCAUGGUCAAACUUGGGCCGUCCAGGUGUUUUGGACUCCAACUCCCACCAUGGGUCAUGGUCAAACUUGGGCCGUCCAGGUGUUUUGGACUCCAACUCCCACCAUUCCUGACAGCCUCAGGCCCUUUCCUUUUCCCCCUCAGCCGCUUAAGCGGCUGAGGGGGAAAAGGAAGGGGCCUGAGGCUGUCAGGAAUGGUGGGAGUUGGAGUCCAAAACACCUGGACGGCCCAAGUUUGACCAUGCCCGAUGUACAUGCAUAUACACAUAUAUAUGACAUCCAGAAACACAUGAUGGUUGGGAGCACUGCAUUUAGAACUAGGAUGCAUUUGGAAGAAGGAAUCUUUCUCCUCUGCCAUUUUUAUAUUUUAAAAAAGAGAUAAAUAAAAUACAAACAAAACACCCAGGUUCUGAGUUCCAGUAGGAGCUCUGUGUGUAUAUUGUUUUGUUUUAGUUUUUUUUUUUUGGAAUUUAUAUAUAAAACGGAAUAAAAGAUUUGUAUCAUUCAGAACCA
Messenger RNA from Anolis carolinensis (green anole), 4611 nucleotides. RefSeq names its product Krueppel-like factor 5. The transcript has 4 exons. Gene Ontology annotation, biological process: regulation of transcription by RNA polymerase II. The record is from RefSeq and is a predicted model, not a curated record. The coding region runs from base 150 to 1412 and encodes 420 amino acids. Gene Ontology annotation, molecular function: DNA-binding transcription factor activity, RNA polymerase II-specific; RNA polymerase II cis-regulatory region sequence-specific DNA binding. Lineage: Eukaryota; Metazoa; Chordata; Lepidosauria; Squamata; Anolidae.